Molecule: messenger RNA, 2127 nt
Organism: Dipodomys ordii (Ord's kangaroo rat)
Lineage: Eukaryota; Metazoa; Chordata; Mammalia; Rodentia; Heteromyidae
Gene: Ace
Product: angiotensin I converting enzyme
Exons: 13
Coding region: 1-2127 (708 amino acids)
Biological process (GO): proteolysis
Cellular component (GO): plasma membrane
Molecular function (GO): peptidyl-dipeptidase activity; metallopeptidase activity
Source: RefSeq, a predicted model, not a curated record
AUGAUCCCUUUCUCUGCAGAUCAGUUCUACAGUGAGACUGAGGCAAAGCUGUUCCUGCAGUUUUAUGAGCAAACAGCCCAGGUUGUGUUCAACCAGUUCAUGGAAGCCAGUUGGAACUAUGUCACCAACAUCACCAAGCCGAAUCGGGAGGAGAUGCUGAACAAGGAGAUGGAGAGGUCCCAGUUCACGUUAUACUUUGGCACUCGGGCCCGCCUAUUUAACAUUCACCACUUCCAAGACCCGGUCGUGAAGCGCAUGUUGAGUAAGCUGCAGAACAUAGACAAGGCGGCCUUGCCCAAGGACGAGCUCCUUGAGUACAACAAGCUUCUGGCCUACAUGGAGACGGCAUACAGUAUGGGCCAGGUGUGCAUGAGUGAGGGGCCCUGCGUGACUCUAGAGUCUGACCUAGAAGAAAUCAUGGCGACCUCUAGGGAUGAGAAGGAACUGAUGUGGGCCUGGCAGGGCUGGCACGAUGCUGUGGGUCGUCAGCUCCGCCCUAUCUUUGGGCGCUACGUUUAUCUCAGCAACAAGGCUGCAAAUCUCAAUGGCUAUGAUGACAUGGGGGAUAUGUGGCGCGCCGUGUAUGAGUCUGAAACCCUGGAGGAUGACCUAGAGGACCUCUUUGAGGAGCUGAAGCCUCUCUACCUGAACCUGCAUGCCUAUGUGCGCCGCUCCCUCUACCGCCACUAUGGGCCCGAUAUCAUCGACUUGAGGGGGCCCAUCCCUGCCCACCUUCUUGGGAACAUGUGGGCUCAGUCCUGGGUCAAGAUCCUAGACCUGGUCCUCCCCUACCCCAAGAAGCCUCCAGAAGAUAUCACAAAGAUCAUGAAAGGCCAGCACUGGAAGCCUGAUAAGAUGUUUCAAGAGGCUGACACGUUCUUUACCUCCUUGGGGCUGAUCUCCAUCCCAAAUGAGUUCUGGAAAAACUCAAUGCUGGAGAAACCAACAGAUGGGCGGGAGGUGGAGUGCCACGCCUCUGCCUGGAACUUCUACAAGGACAAUGAUUUCAGGAUAAAGAAGUGCACUGAGGUGACCAUAGAAGACCUGCUCUCCAUCUUCCACCAGAUGGGCCAUAUCCAGUACUUCUUGCAGUACCAGAACCACUCUAUACUCUUCCGUGCAGGCGCCAACCCAGCCUUUCAAGAGGCCAUUGGGUUGGUGAUCUCCCUUUCAGCCUCCUCCCACAAGUACCUACUCAACAGAGGCCUUCUCAGUCACCAGCACCAGGAUCCAGAGGAGGAGAUCAACUUCAUGAUGGGCAUUGCUCUGGAGAAGAUUGCCUUCAUCCCCUUCAGCUACCUGGUUGACCUGUUUCGCUGGAGAGUUUUUGAUGGCACCAUCCAGAAGGACGUCUACAACCAAGAGUGGUGGAACCUCAGGUUGAAGUACCAGGGCCUGUGCCCCCCCAUUCCUCGGUCAGAGGAGGACUUUGACCCUGGUGCCAAGUUCCAUGUUUCUGCCAAUGUGCCCUACAUACGGUACUUCCUCAGCCUGUUGCUCCAGUUCCAGUUCCAUGAAGCACUGUGCAAGGCUUCAGGCCAUUCGGGCCCACUGCACCACUGUAACAUCUAUAACUCCAAGAUAGCUGGGGAUAUCCUGGAGAAUGUCUUGAAACUGGGUUCCAGCAGGCCUUGGCCAGAGGUUCUAAAAAAGCUGACCGGGAAGUCUAAGGUGUCUUCGAAGGCCCUCAUGACCUAUUUCAAGCCACUGCUGAACUGGCUAGUGAAUGAGAACGUGCAGCAGGGGGAGGUCUUGGGCUGGCCAGACUUCACCUGUUCUUUUGAAGGGAGAAACAUAAACAAAGUGGAUUUCUUGGCUACAAGGCUGAAGCCUGACAGAGCCAACUUCGGGCAGUGGUUGCUGUUGGUUCUGAGCUGCCUCUUGUUCCUGAUAGUCCUGGGGCUGGCUGCCAGGCUGUACUUCCUGGAAAAAGAGUCACCAAACCAGGAUUCCAAGGCACCUGCCAACCAGGCUUACUUCCUGGGUAGACCCAUGGAGCCCAGCAUGGUUGCCCGAGGACAGUGGAUCCUACUAGGCCUCUGCUUCAUCCUGCUGAUAUGCUCCAUCUGCCUGAUCGUUUGGAUCAUCACACAGCAAAACAGCAACCUUCUAUGGGAAAUGGACUAA